Messenger RNA from Penicillium subrubescens, 1707 nucleotides. Its product is annotated as hexokinase family protein. The coding region runs from base 1 to 1707 and encodes 568 amino acids. Gene Ontology annotation, biological process: intracellular glucose homeostasis; glucose 6-phosphate metabolic process; glycolytic process. Gene Ontology annotation, molecular function: fructokinase activity; ATP binding; D-glucose binding. The transcript has 2 exons. Gene Ontology annotation, cellular component: cytosol; mitochondrion. The record is from RefSeq and is a predicted model, not a curated record. NCBI's taxonomy places the organism in Eukaryota, Fungi, Ascomycota, Eurotiomycetes, Eurotiales, Aspergillaceae.
AUGGCCAGAACCGACCCUACGUUGCAAGAUUUCCUAUCACCACUGAAAAUUGAUCAUGACAGGCUGUAUCGCCUGUCAUAUCGCCUCUCUCUGACAUACCGCGAACUGGCCGCGAGUUCCUCAGAGCAGUUCUUCCCCACUGCCACCACGCGUCUGCCUACAGGACAAGAAACGGGCCGCUAUCUGGCCGUCUAUCUCGGCUUGUAUUAUCUACGAGUGGCCUUCAUCGACCUACUAGGUGAAGAACAAAUAGGCAAACACCCUCAUGUUCGACGUACGCUAGAGAAAGCGUGGCCGAUCGAGGACCGGUUGCGCCGAGACCACCCUGACUCACUGUUUUCUUGGAUUGGAGACUGCAUUGCAGAAGUGAUUCACGAUGAUCUGGCCAAUUCUAAAGAUGAUGCGCCUGCAGAGCUGGCCAUGGGUAUUUCCUUUUGUUUUCCUAUUAAGCAAAACUCCGUCAACGAGGCUAUUCUCAUGCCAACUGGCAAAGGCUUUGCAUUGGGGUCCUCUCUCAAUCUCCAUCAAGCCCUUCUAGACGGCUAUGAAUGCCACACCCGGCGCUCGGCGGAUGAUGACCCCGCCGAGAUGCCCGCAAAACGACAAAAGAAAUAUUGUCUACCCAAACUCAAAAUCUCCGUCAUGACUAACGAUACAAUCUCAACGCUUGCCUCGCUGGCUUAUUCUAUUCGUGCUUUGCCAAAUACGCGGGUCGUGAUGGGCCUUCUUGUAGGCGCGGGCUGCAACUCUGCCGUGCCGAUGAAACUCACCGACCUACAAGAAUCCAAAAUCCGCCAUAUCAGAGAGAAAGACCCCGAUGCCGUGGAAUCAGUUGUUUCCACUGAAUGGACGCUUCGAGGUGCAACGGGGCCAUUGCAGGAACUCGAUGUUGUGACCAAGUGGGAUACUGAGCUGGACACCCAUUCGAAUCGGCCCGGUUUCCAGCCCCUCGAGUAUAUGGUCGGCGGUCGCUAUAUUGGCGAGCUGGUGCGAAUCAUCUGCUACGACUGGUUUAAGGAAAUCAAGGGCGUACCGCGGUCAUCAAUGCCUGUGAAAUUAAUCAGCGAAUAUGCUCUUACGACAAAUUUUCUCUCCCUGGUGGUGGCAUCAAGCUACUCAGAUGAGAAGUUGGCAGAGAGCUUGACACGAGAAUUGCCCCCACCAGCGUCGAGUGAUUGGAAGUGGACGCCCGAGUAUGCUGGUCAUAUUCGCGCGAUUGCAGCCGCCGUGCAGGACCGGUCUGCUGCGUUGAUUGCCGCCGCCACAGUUGGACUUCUCGCUUGCAUUCGUGAGAUCGAAUUACAGGACAAAGACUAUCCCGAGACAAAAGCAAAGGAUUCAAAUGGGGACCCGCAGGAAUCAACUCAAGAGCAAAGGAUGCCGGACUUCGGAUCAUCAACGCCCGGCUGGCUCAAGGGACCAGAGGAAUUGGUUGUGGCUGUCAACGGUGGAGUUAUACAGCAUUAUCCGCAUUAUAAAGAGACCGUUCAACGAUACGUCGACCGGCUCGUCAUUAGCGCGGGACCUCAGAGCGAAGGGAAAAGCAUUUUCCUCCGGGAAGCAAGUGAUGGCGGCAUCAUCGGCGUGGGUGUCCUGGCAGGUACUGUAGCUGGUGACAUUGAUGGAAUUAUUGGGUCAACAUUUGAGCGAGAGACCGAGGCCGAGGCUGACAUGAAUGCUAAAGCUCGAUCUGUUGAGGAGAAGUGA